CUUCAAAAGAUUUCAGGAAACCACUAUAUAUUUCUACAUACAUUUUCCAAGAGGAUUUACUGAGGAUCUGUAGAGGUGUGUUGAGCUCUGUUCAUAUCUGCUGAGGUUUACUGAGGAUCUGUAGAGGUGUGUUGAGCUCUGUUCAUAUCUGCUGAGGUUUACUGAGGAUCUGUAGAGGUGUGUUGAGCUCUGUUCAUAUCUGCUGAGGUUUACUGAGGAUCUGUAGAGGUGUGUUGAGCUCUGUUCAUAUCUGCUGAGGUUUACUGAGGAUCUGUAGAGGUGUGUUGAGCUCUGUUCAUAUCUGCUGAGGUUUACUGAGGAUCUGUAGAGGUGUGUUGAGCUCUGUUCAUAUCUGCUGAGGUUUACUGAGGAUCUGUAGAGGUGUGUUGAGCUCUGUUCAUAUCUGCUGAGGUUUACUGAGGAUCUGUAGAGGUGUGUUGAGCUCUGUUCAUAUCUGCUGAGGUUUACUGAGGAUCUGUAGAGGUGUGUUGAGCUCUGUUCAUAUCUGCUGAGGUUUACUGAGGAUCUGUAGAGGUGUGUUGAGCUCUGUUCAUAUCUGCUGAGGUUUACUGAGGAUAUGUAGAGGUGUGUUGAGCUCUGUUCAUAUCUGCUGAGGUUUAGAUUAGAUUAGAUUAGAUUCAACUUUAUUGUCAUUGUGCAGGGUACAUGUACAGAGCCAAUGAAAUGCAGUUAUCAUCUAACCAGAUGUGCAGUAAUAGCUUAUUUACGAGUGGCAGUGUAAUAAAUAAGGGUAUGAGGUUAUACAGAAGGUGUAGUAAUAUGUACAUAUACUGAUGUAUGUAGAGGUGUGUUGAAGUCUUUCGAUGUUUGCUGUAGACUGUAAAGGUUUGCUUAAGGUAGGGACACAGCAAACCGACACCAAAGAACUAGUUCUGAUUAAAGUUGACUGUGGCAUCGCAUCUCCUGCGUCGGGGCAAAAAUAUUUCUAGUAGAAUCCACAGGGAAGAACAGAACUCUCCCAUACCAGCAGGGGGCAGAAUUCUGUAUUCUGUAGUAUUCUGUAUAUAGAUAUAUAGAGAUAUAUAGUAAGCAGCGUUUCCACCUGCCACUAUCAUUUCUAACGGCUUUCUGUAGCUUUCCAGUCAUGUCUGCUAAGUUACAGGUGGCACUGGCACUGUCAGCCCUUGGCCUUUUUCUUGUGGAUGAAAAGAAGAAGAAGCGGGUAAGGAGAAACCGCACUAAAUGGGUGAAAUCGUGGAUCUUGCAGCGACAGACACAUGGGGCUUUUCCGAACCUGUGUGAGGAUCCAGAGACACCGAAAACCUCUGAUUUUAAACAUUUCACUCUGGUUUUUCCAGUUCAGUUCCACAUGUUGAAGGAACUUCUCACUCCACUCAUCCAGAGGCAAAAUACAAACUACAGAGAUUCCAUCUCAGUGGAGGAACGUUUGGUGAUCACUCUACACUUCUUGGCUACAGGUGAAAGCGUGAGGAAUCUUUCUCACCACUUCAGAGUUGGUGUUUCAACAAUUCGGCAAUUUAUUCCUGAAACUUGUGCUGCGAUCUACAAGGUUUUAAAAGAGAAAUACUUCAAGUGGCCAGACACAGUGGAAGAGUGGAAGAAAAUUGCUGAUGGAUUCCAGGCUCAGUGGAACUUUCAAAACUGCCUGGGGGCUCUGGCUGGGAAACAGAUCAACAUUUGCCCCCCUUUUUUCACAGUUCUGAUGGCACUGGUCGACAGCAACUACAGAUUCCUCUAUGUAGAUGUUGGUUGCAAUAGUCGGAUAUCAGAUGGUGGAGUGUUUGGUAGAUGCUUACUGCAGGAUGCCCUGGAGAACAGAACAUCCAAUAUCCCUGCCCCUUCACCACUUCCUGGUUCUGAUCAGCUGGCUCCCUACUGCAUUGUGGCAGAUGAGGCGUUUCCUUUAAAGAAUCACUUCAUGAAGCCAUAUCCAAAACACAGGCUGAGUGUGGAGCAACGCAUCUUUAAUUACAGAUUGUCACAAGCUCAGAGGGCGGUAAAAAAUGCUUUUGGUAUUUUAGCCAACCGUUUUCGAGUCUUUCUAACCACAAUUAAUAUACACGACAGAGCCAAGGUGGAGGACAUUGUUUUGGCUUGUUGUGCAGGCUUGUUGUGCAGACUGAAUGCUUUGAGCUGUACAUGAUGGGAAUUUAUCAGGAGGGACCGGAUCAUGACAUUGUGCCAGAAAGAUGGCGACAAGACCCUGACCUCCAGCAGGCCUCUCUGCCACAAACAUCCAAUUCAACAACAAGUUGCGAACAGCACAGGGACCGAUUAUGCCGUUUUUUAAAUUCUGAAAUUGGUGCUGUGCCUUUUCAGUGGUGCAAAAUAUCAGAGAUGAAAAGUUGAAAACAUUUUGGUUUUAAUUGCAGGAUGUUGGCUGCUGAAGUCCCAAAAUAUAGUUUUGCAUGUUGCAUUUCA
Messenger RNA from Silurus meridionalis, 2403 nucleotides. RefSeq lists its product as uncharacterized. The transcript has 3 exons. Lineage: Eukaryota; Metazoa; Chordata; Actinopteri; Siluriformes; Siluridae. The record is from RefSeq and is a predicted model, not a curated record. Bases 1106 to 2125 code for a protein of 339 amino acids.